AUGAAACUUCGAAUGAAGCUGUUAGGCUCUACCAUCCCGGCGUGGCAAGACACGUGUCUGUUGAAGAGAUUGGUCGGAGGUCCUGGCGAUACGCAUCAGACACAGCGAAGCUCCGCCCUUGCAGGUUCCAUCAUACAAAUGUCUUUGAGUUCUCCAUCAAUCGUGCCUCGGGACGUCACGCUCCCGAACAUAUGUUUCAUACCAGUUGAUACAACAUGUAAACCUCUACCUAUGUUGGAUUGGUCUUUGUCAUAUCUGCUGCAUGUUGCUUUUCAGUCCUUUAGCCUCAGCUACUUGCUUGUCCUUGCGUGUGCAGGUUCCAUCAGACAAAUGUCUUGA
This is a messenger RNA of Sparassis crispa, 339 nucleotides long. RefSeq lists its product as hypothetical. Bases 1 to 339 code for a protein of 112 amino acids. NCBI's taxonomy places the organism in Eukaryota, Fungi, Basidiomycota, Agaricomycetes, Polyporales, Sparassidaceae. The transcript has a single exon. The record is from RefSeq and is a predicted model, not a curated record.